AGACCUUGAGACUGGCUUUUCUUCCCGCUCCUUUGUGUAGCGCUCACCUAGGAGGUCAGGCAGUAACUAAUGCCAAAGAAACAUCAAAAUAGAAAGUGCUAGCGUGUGCGGUCAUGCAGCCUUUCAGGCUGCCUGAAGAUUAGGAAACUGUUCAAACAUCAGAUCGCCGGCAGGCGUCUCAGCCCGGGCCUGUGCAAGGAGCACGCUGGGAGCGCUUUGGUGUCCUAGCUGAGGGCGAGAUUAGGAACCAGGAAAGCCACCCGCGCGUGCGGCAGCGGGUGCAAGGUUGGCUGAAGGGCCCUUCCAGCUGCGAUCGCGUGUGCCCCCGUGGUGGGACCUGCGCACUAGGCCCUAGGUACCGGCAGGACACGUGCUCCGGAACCCCCGGGUCCUCUCGUGUCCAACCGCAACCACGAGAUCCUCUUCAGAGUUCUGGAGAGACGCUCGCGCCGGGAAGGGGCUUUACUAAUUGCAGGAAGUGAUCACGAGGAAGAAGUGGCAGAGAUCAAGAGGAGGAGGGAAGGGAGGAGGAGGAGGAGCAGCGCAGCAGCAGCAGGGCAGCCCGCAGAGCCCUAGAGUCGCGCAUUGCCACGCAGGAGAUUGGGUCCCGGCGAUCCUGCUGUUCUUUGGGGUCCCAGAGGCUGCCCAGCCCCGCUCGGACACUCGUCUGUCCCCUCCUGGUCUUCAUGGCUUCUCCGGAUGACCCUCUGCGCUCAGAUCACAUAAAGGAGCCAGUGGAGGACACAGACCCCAGCACUUUGUCCUUUGCUAUGUCAGACAAGUAUCCCAUUCAAGACACCGGCCUCCCUAAAGCCAAGGAGUGUGAUACAGUCAGUUCCAGCUGCCCACCAAAUUCUGAUGAUCAACAUCAGGGAGAAGAAAACGACUUUGUAGACAGCACUGGAGAUCCCCUUUCAGGUGUCAGUAAAAACCAGCCAUGUAAGGAAGGCUGCUCUUGCUCCUCCUGUUCACCCCGGGUCCCCACCAUCAGCGACUUGCUCAAUGAUCAGGACUUGCUAGAUGUGAUCAGGAUAAAGCUGGAUCCGUGUCACCCGACCGUGAAGAACUGGAGGAAUUUUGCCAGCAAAUGGGGCAUGCCCUAUGACGAACUGUGCUUCCUGGAACAGAGGCCUCAGAGCCCCACACUGGCGUUCUUAUUCCGAAACAGCCAGAGGACUGUGGUCCAACUGAUGGAGCUCUGCCGACUUUACCACAGGGUUGAUGUGGAGAAGAUCCUGCGCAGGUGGGUGGAUGAGGAGUGGCCCCACCGGGGACACUCGGACAGUUCCAUGCACUUCUAGAAUCACCUUCUGGCAUUGGCCUUUCUGCUUGCUGGACCAGCACUCGUCACGGGGGAUAUGUACCUGCUCUCGAGAUUUUCAGAUGAGGAUGUGGAAUGGGCAGUGGCUCUCCCUGAAGCUGGUGGCUUGUGGAAGGAUGGGUUCUGUUUCGGUGGCAGGUAUUUGUUUCUUUUUGCACAUCUGUUUUAAUUUAAUAUUGGAACCUGGAAUUGGGGAAGAAUAUUUUGUAGGUCGCGUAGAGCCAACGCCUAUGGUUGGGACAGAACCGUGCCAGCAUGAAAAGAAAAUGACCCUCUCCUUAGGUACUGCUAAAGAUUGCAGCGGGAUCCCAAACUGUUGAUGUCUCUGGACAUGUCCAUGUCAUCCUAUGCAGAACCCUUGCAUUCCCAGCCUCGAAGAAGAUGGCAUGGAGAAGUCACCCUGGCCUGUUCACUGUUACUAUUUCUGUCACAAAAGGUUUAGAAGAUCAAGAGGAUACUGUAUGAUGUGGCCCGGAUACAAGGGCCAUCUUUUUUAUUCAAACACUUCUGUAAUCUAUGGGCUAUUAGUACUGUCACUGGGUUUAGUAUUUUUAAAAGAAAUACAAAAUUUCUGGUUUGUAGAGCAGCAGAAUGGGUUGGUGUCAUGGGAAUGGCAUUGACAAAGAAUAGUACUUAAUAUUCCCUCUUGGGGGCUGGGGAGAUGCUCAGUGGUUAAAAUUCUCACUGCACAAGCAUGAGGACCAGGGUUCAGGCCCCGAGAACCCAUAGAAAUGAGGAGAUGUUGUGGCACCUGGGAUUUCAGUGCUCAGAAGGGAGAGACAGGGAUCCUCAGACGGAGCAAGCUGCCUAGCUAGGGCUAGUCAAAUGGGUAAGCUCUGGGAUCAACUGAGAGACUCUUUUUCCACACACAAUGUAGAGAUCAAGUGAAGAAAAACAUCAACAUCAGCUUUGGGACUCUGUAUGCACACAUGCACAUGUGUUACACAUGCAACAAACACAAAUCACACACGUGCAUGUGCAUCUGCAUAUACAUGCAACAACAACACACACACACACACACACAAAUCUUUCUAAAUGCCAUUUGGGGAGGCUGAGGACAUGGGUCAAUGAGUAAAGUGCUUGGCUUAUCAGUACGAGGACCUGAGUUCAGUCACCAGCACCGCCGUAAAAACCAGACAUGGCAGCAUGUGCCUGUAACCCCAGCACUAGAGAACCAGAUCCAGGAACUCACUGGACAGCCAACAUAGCCAGACUGGGAAAGCCACUGUCUCAAAAAGGAAGGUCAAUGUGAAGAGUGAUUGAGGAAGAUACCUAAGGUCAGCCUCUGACCUGUGCGCACACACGCACACACACACACACACACACACACACACACACACACACGCACACACACACACACACACACACACACACACACACACAUACACACACUUUUGUUAUCCAUUUAUCCAUGCCUCUUUUUUUGGUGCUAGGGAUGGAACUGAGGACCUUGAACAUGUUCAGCCUGCACUCUACCACUGAGCUACACCUGCACUCCUGUUAUUCAUGAUUUUUUUAUUCUUCUCUCAUACACUACACCCCAAUUGCAGUUACACCUACCUCCGCUCCUCCCAGUUCCUCUCCACGCAUAUCUCCUCUCCCCCUAGAUCCACUCCUCCUCCAUUUCCCUUCAAAAAAGAGCAGGCCUCCCAGGGAUAUCAACCAAACACGGCAUAACGAGAUACAAUAAGACUAGGCACAAACCCUCAUUAUCAAGGCUGGUUUUUAUUUUUAUGUGAGCUCACCAAAAUCCCAGUGCUGGAAAAGUAGAGACAAGCCGAUCCCUGGGGCUCACCUGCCAACCAGCCUUGCUUAUGUGGUGAACUACAAGCUGGUGAGAAAUCCUGUCGCAAAAAACAAGGUAAACAGUGUCCCAGGAGCAACAUCAGAGGUUGUCCUCUGGCUUCUACAUGCACAUGUACACACAAGCUCACAGACCCAUACACAUAUACCCUAAUUAAAACAAACAAAAAGGAAGGAUAGCAUUGACUGCAUAGGACAGAGAUACUAAGAUGAACUUAAAAGAAGGUGAUUUUUAAGCUACCAUUUUUUUUUCUCAUAGCAAUUACGUUUUUCCUCAGGUUGUUGGUAAGUAAAGUCAGCUUCUCACCCAGUGUGACCUCAAAGCAGCCCAUGAGGCUUGUCCAUCACUUCUGCUUCACUAGUAAUCACAUCCUACACCUUCCAUACUCAGAUUUAUCACAGUUAUGGCCACCUUAUUGCCCGAUGUAUUUAAAGUGACGGCUAGUGAUCAAAUGUGGACGUUGUGUUUUUCAGAUUUAUUUUAUUUUAUGAAUGUUUUUCUUGCAUGUUUGUCUGUGCACAGGCAUGCAUGGUGCCUGCCGAGGUCAGAAGAGGGUACCCUAGGUACCCUAGACCUGGAAUUACAGAAGCUUUUCAGCCUCCACGUGGGUGCUGGGAACUCAACUUCUGCAAGAGCCACUUUUAACUGUGAGCCCAUCUCCCCAACCCCUAAAGGCAGAUGUUUUAAAAAUAGCCUCUCGGGCCGGGCGUUGGUGGCGCACGCCUUUAAUCCCAGCACUCGGGAGGCAGAGCCAGGCGGAUCUCUGUGAGUUCGAGGCCAGCCUGGGCUACCAAGUGAGUUCCAGGAAAGGCGCAAAGCUACACAGAGAAACCCUGUCUCGAAAAACCAAAAAAAAAAAAAAAAAAAAA
Messenger RNA from Peromyscus californicus insignis, 3994 nucleotides. RefSeq names its product EDAR associated via death domain (gene Edaradd). The transcript has 6 exons. The coding region runs from base 687 to 1301 and encodes 204 amino acids. The record is from RefSeq and is a predicted model, not a curated record. Gene Ontology annotation, biological process: signal transduction. NCBI's taxonomy places the organism in Eukaryota, Metazoa, Chordata, Mammalia, Rodentia, Cricetidae. Gene Ontology annotation, molecular function: protein binding.